UUUACUCGUCUGAUUUAGUACUGAAAUCUUUUUAAAAUGGGAACCAUACUACAGUUCAGUUUUGUACUUUUGCUAUUUCAAGUUAUAGCUGUUAGGGCUACUACGGAAAAAAUUGUUUUUUGUUACUGGGGUACAUGGUCCCAUUACCGAAAUGGAAAUGGAAACUACAAAGUAAAUAAUAUUACUUGGCUGGAUACUUGGUUGGAUGAAGAUUUGCAUAAUCUUGCUAAUACUGUGGCAUUGAAACAACAAAACCCUGGCCUUAAAGUGUUAGAGGCUGUGGGUGGUUGGAAUGAAGGUUCAAUAAAAUACUCAACAAUGGCAGAUGAUGCGACAAAACGUUUAAAUUUUAUCAACUCAGCAUUAGCUCUUUUACAUCAGAAUGAUUUUGAUGGAUUAGAUUUAGAUUGGGAAUAUCCAGCGCAGCGCGAUGGAAUCUCUGCAGACCGACAAAAUUUUGUAAUUUUGCUGAAGGAAUUAAAACAAGCCUUUUUACUCACUACCGCCGUUGCUGCUGGUCAAACAUCCGCUAGUAUCUCGUACGACAUACCAAGCAUGUCGCAAUAUAUUGACUACAUAAACGUUAUGACAUAUGACUUUGUUAGUUCUUGGGAUAGCAAUAUUGGCAUACAUUCACCUUUAACUGGUUCCGGUCUUAAUACAGUAACAGCUUCAAUUAACUACUGGUUGCAAAGUGGUGCUCCACCGAACAAAUUGGUGUUAGGUAUACCAUUCUAUGGACGUACAUUUACCUUAGCAUAUUCAAAUCAAAAUACGCCUGGAUCACCUAGUGCAGGUCCUGGAGCUGCUGGUCCAUAUACAUAUGAAUCUGGAUUUUUGGGCUACAAUGAAAUUUGUGAAAAGAUUGUAAACUGGAAUAAGAUAUGGGACACAAGUUUUUCGUCUCCCUAUGCAUUUAAAGAUAACCAAUGGGUUAGUUAUGACAAUCCGGAGAGUAUAACUUUGAAAAUUAAUUUUUUGAAAUCACUUAAUUUGGCUGGUGCAAUGGUGUGGUCAAUAGAAAGUGAUGAUUUUCGAGGUACUUGUGGAAGUGCAUAUCCACUCUUGAAUGCCAUUAAUAAUGCAUUAUACAGUGGUACGAGUAUAACAAGCACCACACAAGGUUCUAUAACAACUUCCACAACUGCAGUCGUAACUACACUACCUCCCGUAACAACUACGACGAGCACCUCGAAUUCCAAUGGGUGUACCAAACAAGGAUACUUUGUUAAUUCCAAUGACUGCACAAAAUAUUAUUAUUGCACUAAUGAUAUGAUCCGUUACGAUAUGUCAUGUCCUAGUGGUUUGUACUUCGAUGAAGCCACCAUAAGGUGUAAUUGGCCUGAGUUAGUAAAUUGCCAUAAUUAA
Teleopsis dalmanni is the source of this 1368-nucleotide messenger RNA. RefSeq names its product chitinase-3-like protein 1. Lineage: Eukaryota; Metazoa; Arthropoda; Insecta; Diptera; Diopsidae. Gene Ontology annotation, molecular function: chitinase activity; chitin binding. The record is from RefSeq and is a predicted model, not a curated record. Gene Ontology annotation, biological process: chitin catabolic process; carbohydrate metabolic process. The coding region runs from base 37 to 1368 and encodes 443 amino acids. The transcript has 5 exons. Gene Ontology annotation, cellular component: extracellular region.